Naegleria lovaniensis is the source of this 1722-nucleotide messenger RNA. RefSeq lists its product as uncharacterized. Gene Ontology annotation, molecular function: TFIIIC-class transcription factor complex binding. Lineage: Eukaryota; Heterolobosea; Eutetramitea; Acrasida; Naegleriidae. The transcript has a single exon. Bases 1 to 1722 code for a protein of 573 amino acids. Gene Ontology annotation, biological process: RNA polymerase III preinitiation complex assembly. Gene Ontology annotation, cellular component: transcription factor TFIIIB complex. The record is from RefSeq and is a predicted model, not a curated record.
AUGUCUUCUCUUGCAGGCUAUUUACUCGACAAACAAAAACAAGUCAAGUCGAAAAGCCAAUUGGGCUCAUCAUUUGCUCCGAAUUUAGCAACCAAGAAAGUUGGAGGAAGUAAUAGUGUUCAUGCCUCAAGUGUUCCAUCGUCCUCCUCAAAUUCUACAACGCCAACAACAACAACAACACCAUCUGAAGUAGGACCUCUUCAUUCUGCAUCAUCGACCACAACCACAACCACUACAACAACUAGUCGAGUUGGUGAUCCGAUCACUCCUUUGCAAAACAACGAAGAUGAUUUUUCAUUGGAUCACUCGCAAGCGUUAAGCUCGGAAACAACAAAAACCGUUACAACUAGCAACAACGAUCAACAUAUCAACGAUGAUUCUUCAUCAACAAUUUCCAAAUCUUCUAACAGAAAGAAGAGAGGAAAAGGAAGAAAACGAAAAACUAACGAAGAUGAAAAUUAUUCGGAUGAUCAGUCUGACGCUCUUUCCACAAAUUCAAAUAUGACAUCAACUUCAAGCACAUCUAAGUCUUCUACUAGGUCAAAAAAGUUAAAGAAACCAACUGGUGAAUUUAAAACAAUUUCAGACUUUAUCAGGGAUGCAAUUUUAAACGAUUACAUUUCCGAAACAGCAACAAACAACAAUAAUAAUUCUAACAUUUCUGCCAUACAAGCCAACAGAAUCAGUGCAGACGAAUUUGUCAAUGAUGAUGAUUAUGAGCUUGCCAAUUCCGAUUUAAACGAAUCAUAUAGGGACAAAAUUCAUGACAUUGAAUUUGAAAAUAAUUCAGACAAUUUAUCAUCGACAAGCAUGCCAUCUUCGAGACACAACGAUUUUGUUGAAGUAAAGCCAAAACCCAUCAUAACUAAUACUUCUAACAGAGGUAUCAACAAUGAAGAGAAUGAUGAAUUCGAUGAAUUUAACGACGUUGAUGAUGAUUUAGAAGAAUUUGAAAAAACUACCGGUCCAUCACUUUUUUCUUUUGACAGCGAAGGAAAUAUUAAAUUGCAAGAAGAGCCAUCUACAGUAGAACUUACUCCUGUCACUGAAACAGGAAGAGGAGAGUUCAAUUAUUCGAGAGCAAUGAGACUUGCAAAUCUUGACAAAAACAAACCAAUUACCCAAGCAACAUAUGCAAGAAGAGGAAAGGGAGAAAGAUGGACAAAAGAAGAAGUUGAGCUUUUUUAUAAUGGAUUGAGACAAUUUGGUAUGGAUUUUUCAAUGAUUUCUAGAUUGUUCCCAAAAAGAACAAGAAGAGAAAUUCAUCAAAAAUACAAGAGUGAAGAGAAAAAGAACAAGAAAAAAAUUGAAUUUGCCCUUAAAAAUAGGGCUCCUAUUGACCUAUCUCUCUUCCAAAAGAAAAGCACAGAAAAGGAUAAAAUUCAAGGUAUUGUCAGAAAGAAAGUCACUAAGCAGCAAGCAGAGACGGCUCCAGCUGCUACUGAUCAAAAUGAAUUUGAAGAAGUCACCGCAGCUAAACAUACUACUGAUCGCUCUGAUAUGAACACUAGUCAUGAGUAUGCAGAGGACGAAUUUUAUGAUGAUCUUGAUGACUUUGAAGAAUAUGACAAUGUAGCUACAUCCACCUCGAACAAAUCUACCACUGGCAAGAUCAAGUCAAGCAAGUCUGCAGCGAAUAAUGACGAAAACGCAAGUGAUGAAGAAUACCACGACUCUUUUGGGAAGGGUGUUCUUGGCAAAGAUGACGAUGAGUUUGAAUGA